CAAUAGUAACAGCGGUGCUCCAGCAGAAGCCGGGACGCUAUGGCCACGUUAGCUCGCCUCCAAGCUCGGUCGACGUUCCUGGUACAGCAGUACUACUUCAGGAACAGUGCUGUAGAUGUAUUUAGAAAAAAGGAGUAUGAUGCAGCAGUUAAAAUCCAGAGCUGGUUUCGAGGAUGUCGAAUUCGGGCAUAUCUCAGGUAUUUACACAGAGCAGCAACUGUUAUUCAAAAAUGUUGGAGAGGUUACUUAGGCAGACAACAUUAUCAACUAAUUGUGAAGUUAGAAUUUUGUACUAUGAAGAUGAAUCUCUACAACGCAAUGGCUGUCAGGAUUCAGAAGCGAUGGCGAGGCUAUCGAAUUCGGAAAUACUGCUUUAAUUAUUUUUAUUUGAAGGAGUACCUGAAGGCUGUUUCAGAGACCAAUGAUGCAGUUAGGGAGGCGUUAGAGGAGUUUGCAGAGAUGAAAGAAAGGGAAGAGAAGAAGGCUGACCUCGAAAGGGAAGAGAAGAAAAGAGAUUACCAAGCCCGAAAGAUGCAUUACCUCCUCAGCACAAAGCAGAUUCCAGGUAUAUACAAUUCACCAUUUAGAAAAGAUCCCGAUCCAUGGGAAUUACGGUUACAGAAGGCAAAGCCCUUAAUAAGCCAAAGGCCUAAAGUUAAGCAGAAGCGCGACGUCAACAUUAGCAGCCGGCUGGCUUGUACGAGUGCCCGCUCCCUUCCUCAAUCUGAAAUUCUGCCACCCAUUGAUAGGAAGCAGUGUCAGGGACCUUUCCGUGAUAUCACCGAAGUACUGGAACAGCGCUACAAGCCUUUGGAGCCAACAUUGUGGAUGGCAGAACCAAUCAAUGAGUUAAAGAUGGCCAGAGAAGAACUCAGAAAACAGGAGUGGAUGCGAAAUAUAAAUGACAAUAUGUUUUUGCCAUUUUCUUCCUACCAUAAAAAUAAAAAGUACAUCCCAUUAAUGCAUUCAUCAAGCAAGUAUGGUCCCAAUUCUUACGGAAGUCAACAUUUUAGAGAUGAAAAUCCUAAGAAAUGGAUCUGUGACAAGGAUUUCCAAACUGUAUUACCAUCAUUUGAUCUCUUCUCAAAGUAUGGAAAAUUAUAUUCAAAAGCUGGACAAAUUAUAUAAAGAAAGUAAAAGAAGACAAAAGGUAAAAAGGAGGUUAAAGUGUGAAGUGAGUGUGGAAUAGAAGGACCCCCACUGCCUGGAUUCCUGGAUUCUACUUCUGUGACUGCUGAGCGACCUUGACACAAGUCUUUUAACCUCUGGAGUUUCUCUCUCUCUCUCUCUCUUUCUCUCUCUCUUAUUUGUCCCAAAGAAAAAAUUGGAAACACCUUUGGUUCAUUCAAAAAUUCUGCAGUUAUAAUAGUAAAAUAAAAAUGAGUAUCCUAC
Prionailurus viverrinus (fishing cat) is the source of this 1392-nucleotide messenger RNA. It is a transcript of the gene SPATA17, whose product is annotated as spermatogenesis associated 17. Gene Ontology annotation, biological process: establishment of meiotic spindle localization; spindle organization; mitotic cell cycle. The record is from RefSeq and is a predicted model, not a curated record. Gene Ontology annotation, cellular component: spindle pole. The transcript is spliced from 11 exons. The coding region runs from base 40 to 1128 and encodes 362 amino acids. Gene Ontology annotation, molecular function: protein binding. Lineage: Eukaryota; Metazoa; Chordata; Mammalia; Carnivora; Felidae.